AUGACUAACCAUGUGGAGGUACCCAUGGCGGAUGGCCCCCACAUCAGCCUGGAAGAUUUGCCGAAACCUUGCCAAGACAAGCACUGUGGCUGGCUCGUGCGAAACCUGUUGCUCACUCUCACCAUAUUUGGGGUGAUUUUGGGAUCUCUGCUUGGGAGUCUGUUGAGGUUGCUCCCACCACUUGACAGCGACCUGGUCAUGCUGAUUUCUUUUCCUGGGGACAUCCUUAUGCGCAUGUUAAAAAUGUUGAUCUUGCCUCUUGUGAUAUCCAGUCUUAUUUCAGGUCUGGCUGGUCUGGAUGCCAAAUCCAGUGGGCGCAUGGGCACUCGUGCCAUGGUCUAUUAUAUGUCGACCACAGUGGUGGCGGCCAUAUUGGGCGUCAUUCUGGUCCUGUCCAUCCACCCUGGCAACCCAAAACUCAAGAAGAUGCCCGUGGAAAUGACCCCAAACGAGGAUGUCUCCAGCCUGGAUGCUUUUCUGGACUUGGUCAGGAACCUGUUCCCUGAGAACCUGGUGCAGGCCUGUUUCCAGCAGAUCCAAACCGUCUCGACGAAGGUGCCUGUACCGCCGGUGGUGGUCCGUAAGGAAAACAUCAGUCAGCUAGUUCACACCAAUGGGUCAGUGCUCAACGCGACCAUCACGGAGGUCAAUGUGGGCCCCAGCACCGUGACCCAGAAACAGCUGGAGUUCAAGGCCGGAAUGAACGUUUUGGGUUUGAUCGGGUUCUUCAUUGCCUUCGGCAUUGCCAUGGGAAAGAUGGGGGACCAGGCCAAGCCCAUGGCCGAUUUCUUCAACAUCCUCAACGAGAUCAUCAUGAAGCUCGUCUCUAUGAUCAUGUGGUACUCGCCUUUCGGCAUUGCUUCCCUCAUUUGUGGCAAGAUUGCGGAUAUCAAAGACCUGGAGGUGGUGGCCCGGCAGCUGGGCAUGUACAUGGUGACGGUCAUUGUGGGCUUGGUCAUCCACGGUGCUAUGAUUCUGCCUCUUAUCUUCUUCGUCAUCACCCGCCAGAACCCCUUCAUCUUCUAUGCCGGCAUAUUCCAGGCCUGGAUUACUGCGCUUGGCACUGCCUCCAGUGCCGGGACACUGCCGGUCACUUUCCGCUGCCUUGAAGAGAACCUUAAAAUCGACAAACGGGUGACGCGCUUCGUACUACCCAUUGGCGCCACCAUCAACAUGGAUGGCACCGCCCUCUAUGAGGCUGUGGCGGCCAUCUUCAUUGCACAGAUGAACAGCAUAAAUCUGGACGGGGGACAGAUCGCAACGGUCAGCCUGACUGCCACAUUGGCUAGCGUAGGAGCAGCCAGUAUACCCAGUGCGGGUUUAGUCACCAUGCUUCUAAUCCUGACGGCUGUAGGACUCCCCACCCAAGACGUCAGUCUCCUCAUUGCCGUGGACUGGCUACUGGACCGCAUGAGGACCUCCAUCAAUGUGGUGGGCGAUUCCUUCGGCGCUGGCAUCAUCCACCAUCUCUCACAAAAAGAGCUGGAAAUCAUUGAUGCCAGGGCGGAGGGGCGCGAGCUGGACCCUGCAGCCCUUAAACUGCAAGCUCUGGGCAACCACCAGGGGCCCCUGGAGGGCUCCAUCGGCUCAGGGUACACUGUCCUGCCCAGCCAGGAGGAGGAGGAGCCUCCUGAGAAAAUGGAUGCGGCAUCUCAAUACAGCGAGAAAGAUGAAGAAGGACCAGCUGAUGAUGAAGAGGAAGGAGAAGAGAAGGAAGACAAAGGAGAAUAG
Molecule: messenger RNA, 1731 nt
Organism: Elgaria multicarinata webbii
Lineage: Eukaryota; Metazoa; Chordata; Lepidosauria; Squamata; Anguidae
Product: excitatory amino acid transporter 2-like
Exons: 10
Coding region: 1-1731 (576 amino acids)
Biological process (GO): L-aspartate transmembrane transport; L-glutamate import across plasma membrane
Cellular component (GO): plasma membrane
Molecular function (GO): glutamate:sodium symporter activity; L-glutamate transmembrane transporter activity; neutral L-amino acid transmembrane transporter activity
Source: RefSeq, a predicted model, not a curated record